Messenger RNA from Penicillium malachiteum, 1689 nucleotides. RefSeq names its product putative siroheme synthase. NCBI's taxonomy places the organism in Eukaryota, Fungi, Ascomycota, Eurotiomycetes, Eurotiales, Aspergillaceae. The record is from RefSeq and is a predicted model, not a curated record. Bases 1 to 1689 code for a protein of 562 amino acids. Gene Ontology annotation, biological process: siroheme biosynthetic process; sulfate assimilation. The transcript has 2 exons. Gene Ontology annotation, molecular function: uroporphyrin-III C-methyltransferase activity.
AUGAAGAGCACCACAGAUAGCCCUGGUGCUGCGGUGCCAUUGAUGACCGCAUGGAAUGUCGAGUCUCAGAUUCACCUGAUCAUCGGUGCCAAUUCUCUGGCCGCUGCACGGUGUGCUAAGAGCCUUGAAGCGGGCGCUCAGCCUAUCAUCAUUGCGCCGGAAACCGUUGACGUCCAUUUCACUCUAGCAGAACACAUUGCUAGUGAGAAAGUCCAAUGGGUACGCCGUGACUUUCAGGACGAUGAUUUGAAGAAUUUAGGUCGGGAAGAAGUAGAUCGGGUGGUUGAUGCAGUUUUUGUCACCUUGGGUGCAAACCAUCCAACAAGUUCGCAUAUAUCAAGUCUGUGCCGACGGCUGAGAAUCCCGGUCAAUGUGACAGAUGCACCGGAUCUAUGCUCGUUCACUUUGCUUUCCACUUAUUCAGAUGGUCCGCUGCAUAUCGGAAUUACCACAUCUGGGCGAGGUUGCAAGAUUGCAUCUCGGCUCCGGAGAGAGAUUGCUGCUUUCCUACCGCCUAACCUGGGCGCUGCUAUUGAUCGACUUGGAUCCGUACGCCGCCGACUAUGGGAAGAAGAUCACGCCGCUGGCCGUACAGAUGCGGCCCUUGAAGGCGAUGACGACGAUAUUAUAGGCCAGAAGCACACCUUCAAUACAUUGGUCACAGAGGAUGAUGUAGCUGCAGCAAAGACAAGGAGGACGCGCUGGCUUUCCCAGAUUUGCGAAUAUUGGCCUCUUCGAAAGCUCGUCUCUAUUACGGAUGCCGACAUGGAUGAAAUUCUCAAAGCCUAUUCAUCUGGUCAAAGCCAGGACUCGGAGACACAUAUCGCCAACAGUAUCUCUAAAAAGGGCAAGAUUGUGCUCGCGGGCUCCGGUCCAGGUCACCCAGAUCUUCUCACACGUGCCACAUAUAACGCCAUCCAAAAUGCGGACCUCAUCCUAGCAGAUAAGCUUGUGCCAUCUCCGGUUCUAGACUUGAUUCCUCGUCGAACUGAAGUUCAUAUCGCUCGCAAGUUCCCCGGAAAUGCGGAUCAGGCACAAGAAGAAUUCUUGCAAAUGGGUCUAGCCGCACUGCGAAAGGGACGCCAAGUACUCCGACUCAAGCAAGGAGACCCGUAUCUCUAUGGUCGUGGAGCUGAGGAAUUCGAAUUCUUCCGAGGUGAAGGAUACAUUCCCAUUGUUCUUCCGGGUAUCACUAGUGCCAUGAGUGCCUCUCUCUUCGCCGAUAUCCCAGCAACGCACCGAGGUGUUUCCGAUCAAGUGCUCGUCUGUACUGGAACAGGCAGAAAGGGUGCUGCACCAAACCCUCCUACCUAUGUUCCCACUCAGACAGUUGUGUUCCUGAUGGCACUUCACCGUCUUUCUGCCCUGAUUGAGUCCCUUACUACACCAUUCGCUGAGGAGGUAACAAAUUCACGGGCUCUUUGGCCUAAGGAGACACCUUGUGCUAUCGUUGAGCGGGCAUCAUGCCCUGAUCAACGAGUUGUUCGGUCUACCUUGGAGCAUAUUUGCCAAGCAUUUGAGGCAGCAGGAUCACGGCCACCAGGACUGUUGGUUGUUGGAGCUAGCUGUCACGUUCUACACAGCCCGAACGGCCAAAAAUGGGCCAUUGAGGAGGGAUUUUCUGGUCUUGAUGGACUAAAUGGGGAGUUAGAUGCCAUAUCAGUGGCAUUGAAUGAGAUUGAGAAGUGA